AUGGACCGAGGGACGAAGACAUACGCGGGCACUGGAGAAACAACAGAAUGGGAAGACAUUCUAAUCAAACGAGGCAUCAUUGCUCCAAAGAACAAAGCUCCUGUGGAAGAAGAAGUUGAAAGUUCUGAUGAUGAAGAUCCUCGUGAAAAUGCUACUUUAGAUGAACUUGAUGAAAUGGAUGAUGACUAUGAUGAAGAUCAAGCUCUUCAACGUAUUCGUGAAAAGCGUAUUGCUGAAAUGAAAGCAAUGGCUGCACGAAAUAAGUUUGGUGAUGUUCAACCAAUUUCAAAGGAUGAAUGGACACGUGAAGUCACAGAAGCAAGCAAGGAAUCCUGGGUUGUAGCCUAUUUGUGGGAAUCCAGUGUCGAAGGUUGCAAGCUUAUGGAUCAACUUUUGCGAGCUGUUGCUGUCAAGCAUCGUGAUGUUAAAUUUGUGUCUAUUCAAUCGCAAGUUUGCAUUGAAAAUUGGCCAGCACGAAAUUUGCCAACCUUGUUUUGCUACAAGAAUGGAAAUCUUGCAACUCAAAUGUUGACUCUCAGCAAACUGAAGGGAUUAAACACACGUGUUGAAGGUAUGCAUUUUAUCCAAACGAUUGUAUUCUAA
Thraustotheca clavata is the source of this 603-nucleotide messenger RNA. The record is from the annotation of a GenBank genome assembly. NCBI's taxonomy places the organism in Eukaryota, Oomycota, Saprolegniomycetes, Saprolegniales, Achlyaceae.